This is a messenger RNA of Physella acuta, 1025 nucleotides long. RefSeq names its product toll-like receptor 4. The record is from RefSeq and is a predicted model, not a curated record. Gene Ontology annotation, molecular function: protein binding; signaling receptor activity. Gene Ontology annotation, biological process: signal transduction. Gene Ontology annotation, cellular component: plasma membrane. Lineage: Eukaryota; Metazoa; Mollusca; Gastropoda; Physidae.
CAAACUUUCCAUUGCUUCAAGAAAUUGAAAUGGAGAACUGCUACAUUGAGGACAUACCAGUUGAAUUUAAAUUUCCCAAAAGUCUUAAAAACAUCAAUUUAAGCAACAAUAAGAUAAACUAUAUUCGACCUUCGAGUACUAGACAAACUAAUUUAACCUACCUUAAUUUGUCAUUUAAUAAGUUUACUGGUCUUUCAGAUGAAAUGUGCAAAGAAUUAAAAAGGUUAAAAUCUGCCAAUCCAAGAUUUGUUGUAAAUUUCAAAGGCAAUGAUUUUUAUUUUAUAUGCACAAAUCUUAGGAUUCUGAGUUUGCUAGCGAAGAGCCCACACAUCUUCGUUGACUUAAAAGAUAUAAAAUUUACAACAGAAUCACAUUUAGUUUUACGCUACAAUGAAAUGGUUGCACAACUUCCAAGACUGACACAAAAUUGUCUGAUCAAAGAAAACUUCAGUUUUGUGUUGACGACAUUUUUCACCCAUCUCCUGUGUUUGCUUGUUCUGGCCGUGUUUUUCCAUUACCGCUGGAAGCUGAGGUACCUCUACUUUAUUGGUCAACGGCGGCUGCACAUCGGUGGACGUUUGGUAAACUACAACCCACAGGUUGAUGUUUUCAUCACCUAUGAUGAGGGUGAACCGAGAGUACGCCGGAUCCUUAAAAAUAUUAUCCUGCCAUUCUUGAGAGAAAAGAACAUCUCUUACAUUUUAGGAGAAGUGGACUUUCCAGGUGGGGACAUGGUGUCACACAUCAGUGGAGCUAUAACUGGCGCAAGAAAAACGCUGGUCUUGUUGUCUGAAGAUCUUUUCUUUGAUCACUACCGAGAGUAUGAGAUGAACCUGGCCAUCAUGCGAGAGUUCAAUGUACGAGGUCAGGUUAUCGUUCCUGUCUUUGUUGAGAGGGUCGACUUGAAUACAUACCCACCUGAAGUAGAAACUUAUUUAAGGAAUCAGCUGCACAGGUGUCUGGUCUUCAGAAAUAACCAAACUUUCUGGACACUUCUGCAACAUGCUAUUAGAAACGAUAAGUAG